CACCGAGCCGGAAGCAUCGUAGGAAAUAACACAGAUUUGAUAAACCGUAGAUUUUAGAUUUCUCCUCUUUGGCACUGGAAUAACGGUUGGGACACUACCAUAUUUUGGGGCUGACUAACGAACGCGUAAGAGGGAGGAAAUCUAAAAGGACUGACUAGCUUUCUAGUUUAGCAAGCUAUCGUUAGCUUUGGCCAGUGCAGCCGCAGCUCUGCAAAAGCUAGCUACGGUCGGAGUGUGUAGUAGGCAGGCGAGCUCCGUUGGAAUCUAAAACCUAAGGCAAAUUGGAGUAUCUAGCUAAUACAGAAAAGACUACAGUUGUUUUUGAUUGAUCGCUAGCUAAAUGCAGAGUGUAGGUGAUCAUUGAGAGGCUACUCUCCCAGCUCCAUAACGAACUGUCACUGACUGAGUGAUAUCCAGCCAAUUGCCACUAAAGAUGGCUAUGGCGAGCAGCAUUGCCGCAUCUAUUGCGAGCAAGACGAAGACGAAGAAGAAACACUUCGUAGCUCAAAAAGUGAAGCUUUUCCGAGCCAGCGACCCUCUGCUCAGCGUCCUCAUGUGGGGAGUCAACCAUUCGAUCAAUGAGUUGAGCCAUGUUCAGAUCCCUAUCAUGUUGAUGCCUGAUGACUUCAAGGCCUACUCCAAGAUUAAGGUGGACAAUCACCUCUUCAACAAGGAGAACAUGCCGAGCCAUUUCAAGUUUAAGGAGUACUGUCCUCUGGUGUUCCGGAACCUCAGAGAGAGGUUUGUCAUCGAUGACCAAGAUUUCCAGAACUCCCUGACCCGUGCGGCUCCGUUGAACAGUGAUGCUCAGGGUCGGACUGGCGCUCGCUUUCACACCACCUACGACAAACACUACGUCAUCAAAACCAUCACCAGCGAGGAUGUGGCUGAGAUGCACAACAUCCUCAAGAAGUACCACCAGUUCAUAGUGGAGUGUCAUGGCAACACGCUGCUGCCUCAGUUCCUGGGGAUGUAUCGCCUCACGGUGGACGGAGACGAGACCUACAUGAUCGUCACCAGGAACAUCUUCUCCCACCGCCUCCCCGUCUACAAAAAAUAUGAUCUGAAGGGCUCCACUGUGGCCAGGGAGGCCAGCGACAAGGAGAAGGCCAAGGAGCUGCCCACCUACAAGGACAACGACUUCGUCAAUGAUGGACAGAAGAUCUGCAUCGACGACGACAACAAGAAGAUGUUCCUGGAGAAGCUACGUAAAGACGUGGAGUUCCUGGCCCAGUUGAAGCUGAUGGACUACAGUCUGCUGGUGGGGAUCCAUGACGUGGAGCGGGCUGAGCAGGAGGAGGUGGAGAGUGAGGACAACGAGGGGGACGAUGAGGGGGAGAGUGACGGAGGGAUUGGCACUCCCCCUGACUCCCCCAGUAACACCCUGGACAGCACCAAGCCCCUGUCCCCCGGGGAGUUUGACCCCACCAUAGACGUCUAUGCCAUCAAGAGCAAUGACGGUGCUCCUAGGAAGGAAGUGUACUUCAUGGCGGUCAUUGAUAUUCUGCAGCAUUACGAUGCCAAGAAGAAGGCCGCUCACGCUGCCAAGACCGUCAAACACGGAGCGGGAGCGGAGAUCUCCACGGUGAACCCAGAGCAGUACUCCAAGAGGUUCUACGACUUCAUCACCACUAUUCUCUCAUAGCCCCCGGGAGUUGGGGGGGGGGGGGUUUAUCUCUCUCUCCUAUAGCAGGGUGUCCCUCUGCAGCUAAAACCAUCAUUUGUUUACAUUCAUCUUCUCUGUUGACUUGAUCUCUGUUACGUGGGACCAUAAGGUGUGAUAGGAGAAUAAGUGUAUCUUCUCUGUUGACUUGAUCUCUGUUACGGGGGACCAUAAGGUGUGAUAGGAGAAUAAGUGUAUCUUCUCUGUUGACUUGAUCUCUGUUACGCGGGACCAUAAGGUGUGAUAGGAGAAUAAGUGUAUCUUCUCUGUUGACUUGAUCUCUGUUACGCGGGACCAUAAGGUGUGAUAGGAGAAUAAGUGUAUCUUCUCUGUUGACUUGAUCUCUGUUACGGGGUGUUCUAGUCAGUACUUUUCUAUUUGUUUGUUUUGUGUACUUUGGGAAUCUAGUUUUUUUUACACCACGUCCUCACCCUGAAUUGUUUGUUUUUCUGUAUUCCCCUUUGGGAGGGGGUGGGGUUAGAAUGAGGAAGAACAAGGCUCAGUGAUUGGAUAGCAAUAGUGAGGUCACUCUCUGAGUAAAUAGUACAGGUAGAAGUAAACAGGAAGUGCACCUUGAGGCUAGUCCAAACCAUUCACUCGUCUUCAGGAAGUAGGAAGUAUUAUUCCAAUAGGCCAGACCAUCCAAUUGCCAUUUAGCCCUGCCCCCUUCCUAUCUGUCCCUUCAUCCAUCACUCCCUCCAUAUACAAGAGACGUUAGGAUAAGCUGCGUCUAGUCAGACUGGGAGCUGGUCAGUAGUACAGUGUGUCUGUGGUAGUGCAGUGUGUGUGUGUCUGUGGUAGUGCAGUGUGUGUGUGUCUGUGGUAGUGCAGUGUGUGUG
This is a messenger RNA of Salvelinus namaycush (lake trout), 2502 nucleotides long. RefSeq names its product phosphatidylinositol 5-phosphate 4-kinase type-2 alpha-like. Gene Ontology annotation, biological process: phosphatidylinositol metabolic process. Bases 434 to 1645 code for a protein of 403 amino acids. Gene Ontology annotation, molecular function: phosphatidylinositol kinase activity. Lineage: Eukaryota; Metazoa; Chordata; Actinopteri; Salmoniformes; Salmonidae. The transcript is spliced from 10 exons. The record is from RefSeq and is a predicted model, not a curated record.